This is a messenger RNA of Girardinichthys multiradiatus, 2207 nucleotides long. It is a transcript of the gene matn1, whose product is annotated as matrilin 1. Gene Ontology annotation, molecular function: calcium ion binding. The transcript has 10 exons. Bases 210 to 1667 code for a protein of 485 amino acids. The record is from RefSeq and is a predicted model, not a curated record. Lineage: Eukaryota; Metazoa; Chordata; Actinopteri; Cyprinodontiformes; Goodeidae.
CUGUAGCUGUGGAGGGAGAGGGGGGUGAUGUUUUUGGGGAGACUGUAUGAAGCUCUUGCAUUGAUAACCUGCAGCUCAGCCUCACUUGGUCUCACUUUGUGGCUGUCCCCAUCACCUGGAACGUCCUCCAGCCCGCUCUGUCUCCUUUCUGCUUCUCACUGCUGGACUGUCUGUGGCCGUACUCGGACCCCCUGCCUUUAGCUGUCAACAUGACACCCACCGUGCCGGUUUUCCUGAUGCUGCUGCUCGGCCUUAUGGGAGCUCAGGCCACCCUUGAUCAGCGCAUGGCACCAGGUCUGUGCACAACCCGUCCCACAGACCUCGUCUUCAUCAUAGACAGCAGUCGUAGCGUUCGCCCUUCAGAGUUUGAGCAAGUGAAGGUUUUUCUGAAAAACGUCAUCGACGGACUGAACGUUGGACCCAACGCUACCCGAGUUGGAGUGGUCAAUUACGCCAGCCGUGUCAAAAACGAGGUGUCUUUGAAGACUCAUCGUACCAAAGCUGCUCUGGUCAGGGCUGUGAGCAAGAUCGAGCCCCUUUCCACUGGAACGAUGACUGGGUUGGCCAUCCAGUUCGCCCUGAACGCGGCCUUCAGUGAGGCUGAGGGAGCUCGAGCCAAAUCUCCUGAUGUCAGCAAGGUUGCUAUCAUUGUGACAGACGGCCGUCCACAGGACAAUGUGAAGGAAGUUGCUCAGCGUGCACGUGAUGCAGGCAUUGAGACUUUUGCCAUUGGUGUCGGACGUGUGGACAUGACCACUCUAAAGCAGAUGGCCAGCGAGCCUCUGGAUGACCAUGUGGACUACGUAGAGAGCUACAGCGUCAUUGAGAAGCUCACCAAGAAGUUUCAGGAAGCCCUCUGUGUGUCAGACCUGUGUGCCACUGGGGAUCAUGACUGUCAGCAGGUAUGCAUCAGCACCCCAGGAUCAUACAAGUGUGCCUGCAAAGACGGCUUUAUCCUAAUGGACGAUGGUCGCACGUGCAGUGCUUGCAGAAAUGCUGCAAUAGACACAGUAUUUGUGAUUGAUGGCUCAAAAAGUGUGCGACCUGAGAACUUUGAAUUGGUCAAGAAGUGGAUAAACCAGAUCAUUGACAAACUGGAUGUCUCUGAUAGCAAGACUCAUGUUGGUCUUGUGCAGUACUCCAGCACUGUCAAAACGGAGUUUAUGCUGGGCCGAUACAACAACAAAAAAGACCUGAAAGAGGCUGUGAAAAAGAUGGACUACAUGGGGGGGGGAACCAUGACAGGCAUGGCUCUGGAUCAAACGGUAAAAAGUGUCUUUGCUCGGGGUGCCCGCCCUGGAGUGCAAAAGGUCGCCAUUGUUUUAACUGACGGACGAAGCCAGGACUAUAUCGGAGAAGCUGCUAAAAAGGCAAAGGACUAUGGUUUGAAGAUGUAUGCUGUUGGAGUGGGCAAUGCAUUGGAGAGUGAGCUGAAACAGAUUGCCUCUGAGCCAAUUGCAGAGCACUACUUCUACACAGCUGACUUUAAGGCUAUGAGCCAGAUCGCCAAGAAGCUACAAAUUAACAUCUGUAUUGAAGAAGACCCUUGCGAGUGCGACAGUCUCGUAAAGUUCCAGAAGAAUGUAGAGGAUGCCCUACAAGCACUAAACAAAAAAUUAGAAAAUAUGUCGAAGAGGAUUGCCUUGCUGGAGAACAAAAUUGUUUGAAGACACGCUUGCAACCCAUCUCUAUGGCUCUGCACACUCACCCUGUUGCAUUUAGUAAAAUACUCAAGUAUAUUAAUCCACAGCUCUGCUUGCACUCUGAACUCUCCAGAUCAUUCAAACCAACUCCUGCCUCCGACUCUCUCAAAUUUGUCCUCAACUCUCCUGGGACACAAACUUCCAAUUACCAUGGGGGACAUGCCUUUAUAUGUGCACGCUUUCUGUAGGUUGAUCUCCAAAGCCAGCCUGUGUGUUAGUAAAAGUCUUCCCUCAUAGGGAAUGGUGAUGGUCAACUAAAGUUUUUUUUGUAUUAUCUUUUUCACUAGCAGAAAUGAACUAUAUCAAGUCAAACGAUGCAGCUUCAUCACCUUUACUUCUCUGAUUUUAUUUUUGCUGUCAUUCUCCCCUCUACCUGCAUCUCUUUUCUUUCUAUUCAAAAGGUGGCUUUAUACAAAUACAGGUAAAUUAAUAUAAGUUUUAUGUCUGACUGUAAGAAUGCACCGGUGAUGUUUAUUUUGCUAAUAAAGGUGAUCCAGAAAUUUA